Molecule: messenger RNA, 881 nt
Organism: Dufourea novaeangliae
Lineage: Eukaryota; Metazoa; Arthropoda; Insecta; Hymenoptera; Halictidae
Gene: Ski6
Product: exosome complex component RRP41
Exons: 3
Coding region: 40-861 (273 amino acids)
Biological process (GO): rRNA catabolic process; nuclear mRNA surveillance; poly(A)-dependent snoRNA 3'-end processing
Cellular component (GO): nuclear exosome (RNase complex); cytoplasmic exosome (RNase complex); nucleolus
Source: RefSeq, a predicted model, not a curated record
GGUUUUUCGUGUAUAUAAAGUAUAAAGUUGGAAAGAAAAAUGAUUGAAGCCGAAAGCAUUGAAGAUCAUAAUGGAUUGCGAUCAGAUGGUAGACGUGCUUUAGAAUUAAGGCAAAUUCGCGUAAGAAUGGGAGUUUUUGGGCAAGCUGAUGGAAGUGCCUAUAUCGAACAUGGUAACACUAAGGUUUUGGCCACAGUAUAUGGACCCCAUCAGCCGCGAGGUUCUUCAGGAAGAAGUUCAAGUAAAGUCACCAAAGGCAUAGUGAACUGUCAGUACAGCAUGGCGGUAUUCAGUUUAUCUUCCGGAGAACGUAAACGAAAGCCGAGGGGUGACAGAAAGUCACAGGAAAGAUCGCUUCAAUUGAAACAUGCGAUGGAAGCGAUAAUACAUCUAGAAUUAUAUCCACGUUCGCAGAUAAAUAUUUAUGUAGAGGUCCUGCAAGUCGAUGGAAGCGACUAUUGCGCGUCCGUAAACGCGGCUACGCUUGCUUUGAUCGAUGCGGGGAUUCCGAUCAAGAAUUAUGCUGUGGGCUGCACUAUAACAUUAGUCAACACUCCAACUGUAGAAGAGGAAGAUAAAACAUUGGGAACAGGAGUGUUAGAUGCAAAUUAUGUAGAGGAAUGUGCUCCUGGUGUUACAUUGUCUGUUGUUGCAUUACCGGACAGCGAUAAUCUAUCGAAAGAUGGUUUAAUAGUGGUAGCACAAGGAGCAGGGCAAAGAUUACAUUUAUCACAUCUAGAGUCUUUAAAGAAGCGUGUCUUAUAUGGUUGUCAGGACAUCAAAACUAUUUUAGACAAUGCAGUCAGGCAUUAUUUAACAGAGCAAUCUCUUCCUUCCCUAUUUCACGUUACAUCAGAUUAGAAGUAAAAGACAGACAAAUU